CCAACCCAAACCCAUUUCAAUUCUUUCCGGCGCCAAAAUUUUCUGGCGGGCAAAACCUCCCGCCAAUUAUCUAACCCGCCACAAAAAGAAAACCCAUCUAUAUAAUAAUUCGAUUAAAAAUCAAGAUUUACACUUCUCCAUUUUCAAUUCUCCCAAAAAAAAAAAAAAAGAGAAAAAUUGCCCACUAUCUGUUUGUCAAAAUUUCCCACCGAAAUCCCAAACCACCUCUGGCCCUCGCAUCGUCCGCCAUGGUAGUACCUUUGGGUCCAGGGAAGUUCUAUGGCACCAGCCUUCCUCGCCCUCGAAUCUACACCGAUGUCAAGCUCAACGACGAGCGGGUCGACCCGCCCGUCCCUGUUCUCGACCCGUUCCUCUCGUGGGCAAGCGAGGCUCACUGGUCCAUGGGCGGACUCAGCUUCAAGCGCCUCCGUCUACAAGGCCGCAUCGAGGGCAGUGUCAAAAAGCUCCAAGCCGAGCGCGAAAAGUUCGCGAAGAGGAGCAAAAUUGUCGCGGGUUCCUCAAUCGGGUCGGGUUCAAGUAUGUCCGACAGCAAGAGGGCCGUCUCGAUUUCACCCCCUGCGGCCCCGAUGGCCACGAAGCGUCGGAGAUUAAUGGCUUUGAUCGACGAGGAUGAUGACGAUAGCAGUGCAGACGAGGAGGAGGAGGAGGAAGUGGGUGUGGUCGCUCCGAGUCGUGGGGUUAAGAGGAGGCUGGUGAAGAGGCUUUGGGAUGAUUUCGAUAGGGUCGCUUCGGAGGCUGAGAGAGGGAAAGGCAGCCCAUUGAAGGGUUUGAGUGGUGGAUCUGAAGGAAUGGCUUCGAGGACCCGGAGUCGGAAAACGGAGGAAGAUGAUGAAGUCACUGAGACUGUGAUGAAGGUGGUUGAGGAAGUAAAAAUGUCGACUCACAAGGGCAAAAGGGUAAAAGGAGGUGGAAGCAAAGGACAAGGCAAUGGAGGAAAUGCGUCUCCUGCAGUGAGUAGAGUAAGAACUUCGCCAAGAUUGGCAAAGCGUGGGUGAAGAUUUGAGAUCUUGGUGGGGGAUAAUCUCUACGUAGUUACAGAGUGAAAUAGAACCCCUUUUUUUUCUUUUUUUUCUUUUUUUUUUUUUCAUUUGUUAGGUAGUUUUUCGUUUUAAGGAUUUUGUAUUUGGGUAUAGAAAUGGAAGCUAAUUUUAUUUCAUGAAGCUACAAGUUUCUCUUAUUAAAAUUUACUGUGUUUCAUGAAUUGGAUUUGAUUUUCGUGGGCAAGUUUGAGCUGGCUUGAUUUUGUGGGCAAAUCUGAACAUGCAUAAAAGAAAAUUAGUGUCUUUGUGAUGUAUGAUGAACUAGUGUGCUUCAUCUUAAAACUUAAAAUCCUCUUUAAGAGGGUGCUGCUUGUAGACAAGCUUGGCAUGGUCUAUUAUUUGUUAUUGGUCGUUCUAUCUUAUUGAAUCUAUUGAACAUCAAAGUUUUCAUCA
Messenger RNA from Ziziphus jujuba (common jujube), 1454 nucleotides. RefSeq lists its product as uncharacterized. The transcript has a single exon. The record is from RefSeq and is a predicted model, not a curated record. NCBI's taxonomy places the organism in Eukaryota, Viridiplantae, Streptophyta, Magnoliopsida, Rosales, Rhamnaceae. The coding region runs from base 249 to 1016 and encodes 255 amino acids.